This is a messenger RNA of Struthio camelus australis, 2181 nucleotides long. NCBI's taxonomy places the organism in Eukaryota, Metazoa, Chordata, Aves, Struthioniformes, Struthionidae. The record is from RefSeq and is a predicted model, not a curated record.
CGUGUCACGGUGGCCUUUACCUGCCGCCCGGCUUGUCGGAAAGCCUGCUGCCGUGUCCCGUUCCCCUCUCUAGAGGGUUUGCCUCUUUAAAGAAGAAAAGCUUGCCCAGUCGCUGCUUUUUUUUUCCAAAUUCGUUCAUGUAAUUAUUCAAAGCAGUUUUAUGUUUAGGCGCUUGUGUGUUGUGGUUUCUGUUUAUUCUCCUUGUUCUGCUGUUCACCUAUGCUUUAUUCCUGAAAACGCUUUCAGCUGCCUCUGUGUGCACCUGCCUUCGAUCUUAAGUUCCCUCCUUGCCGAGGACUCUCCAUACCUGCUCUUUAGAAGACCCUGCAAUGCCAAAGAAAAGCAGAGUAGCGCAUAACACUGUAGGAAGUUGUUCUGUUAUGUUUGUCUGGCAUAAUAGUUCCAGAAUUAAACUUGGAUUAUACUGUAGGCUUGUUGCUAAUUUGCUGUUGAGGAGGAGAUGUUGUUGAAACACGUAAAAGUGGGUGAACUGUAAUUCUUGAACACUACAUAUGUUUUGUUUCUUUAGAAGAAUAAAUUUUUCUCCUCUUUAGAAGAAAAUAUUAGGAAAUGGCAGAAGCUGUUUUCCAACCCCCAAGAAGGAAAAGAAGAACUUUUGAGUCAUAUGAAUCUCCCUUUCCUGUGGAUGUAGAUGGCAAGGAUUUCAGAAUAUACCAGGCUGAAAUUAUUAACAACAAUGUUGUUGUGAGGAACCCUGAAGAUAUUGAACAGCUGUAUAGCAAGGGCUAUUUUGGUAAAGGUAUUCUUUCAAGAAGUCGACCAAUGUACAGCGUUUCAGAUCCUUUACUGAUUACGAAGUGGCAAGGUACUAACAUAAACCUGCCUAUCAUUGCAUCAAAAAAGUACCAGUAUCAUGUUCAGUGGGCUAAAAGUAUUUUGCAAGAGCAAGGAUUUGAUGACUGCUCAAUUAGCAAAAUUCUUGAAAACUACACUAAGCCUCUUGAGUUGAAAAAUGAUGGAGCUGAGCAAACUGGUGAUUGUUGCAACAGAAUGGACCCAAGUACAGAAAACGUAGAGCUUUCGAGAAAUUCUUCUACGGACACUGGAAAUGCAGUACCUCCAAGUCAUGAGUGUCGUAAUCAGAAGGAAGGCUACAAGAAAGCCAGUCUGGAAGGAGAUCCAGCUUGUGAUCCUUUGGCCGUAUGUGGCUCUAAAGCACAGGAACCACCUGACUUGAAAGAGAUAGCUGAAGUGUCUUGCCAGAAGCACAGUUUUCUUGUGCGUUGUGGCUGCAAGGCGAAGGAGAGCACUGAACAAAGAUGUUGUGAGACGGUCGCAUCAAAAGAAUGUGCUCCAGAAUAUGUAUUGGUGCAAGAGGAAGAAGAAAGUAGUUUAUGCCCUGAAGAUAACUCUGCUGGUGAGCAAGGAAAUUUUAUCAAGAAGGAAAAACUAGUAUGCAGAAGAAAUCCAUUUAGGAUUUUUGAAUAUUUACAACUCAGCUUGGAAGAGGCUUUUUUCUUGGUGUAUGCUCUAGGAUGUUUAACGAUUUAUUAUGGGGAGGAGCCUUUAACUAUUCUGAAGCUAUGGGAAGUUUUCAGCGAAGUGAAGCCCAAUUUUAAAACUACGUACAUGGCAUAUCAUUACUUCCGCAGUAAGGGAUGGGUCCCCAAAGUCGGACUGAAGUAUGGAACCGAUCUCUUGCUGUAUCGAAAAGGUCCCCCCUUCUAUCAUGCAAGUUACUCUGUCAUUGCUGAAUUAGUUGAUGAUAAUUUUGAAGGCUCUCUUCGGAGACCACUCAGCUGGAAGUCCUUGUCUGGCUUGAACAGAACAACUGUUAAUGCUUCUAAGGAACUUAUGUUAUGCUAUUUGAUUAGACCGUCUAAUAUGACUGAAAAAGAGAUGUCCACACCAGAAUGUAUGAAAAGAAUUAAGGUUCAGGAACUGAUUGUAACUCGGUGGGUUUCUUCUCGUGAGCGCAGUGAGCAAGAUGAAAUUUAACUGACUGUAUGUGGAAGAAUUUAAUCUGUGUAAAAAAAAAUUUGUGUGCAUGUUUUUUUGUUUUGUUUUUUUUUAAAACCUAAUCUCAUGAGGAACCAUUGCCUCAGAAUGUUUUAUUAAGCUAUUCAAUGACUAUGUAUAAAUGCUAUUAAAAUCAAGGCAUGUCCUGUUUGCUGGAGAGAAUGUUGUAUUGGAAAACAUAACUGUAGUAAUGCAUACAAA